Molecule: messenger RNA, 720 nt
Organism: Bacidia gigantensis
Lineage: Eukaryota; Fungi; Ascomycota; Lecanoromycetes; Lecanorales; Ramalinaceae
Exons: 5
Coding region: 1-720 (239 amino acids)
Source: RefSeq, a predicted model, not a curated record
AUGUCAUCGUUCGCGGGUGCUACCCCCACUGGAGAGGAGAUGGAAGCCGGUCACAUCCAGUUCCCACGUGUCGACGUGCAGACGCCUGCGACUGCACGCUGUGCUCCAUUUAUCAUCGCAGUCCUAAACAAUUAUUGCCUUGACGAUUUCGUCGCACAGAUCCUUACAAACCUGACUCGUACACCAUGUGAAUUUUACCCUCACAACUCUGGGGCCCGAAUGCAACUUGCUUAUGCAAGUGUAGAAAGAAACCUCCUCUCGCAUUCAGAUGGGGAUAACUUCUCCAAAUCUUUGGUGGAUGAAACACUAAAUUAUCUGAAUGAGAUCUAUUACAUGCAGAAGUUUGCCAAACAAAGAGCCGAUUUCUUUGAUAGAUCCAUAGCUGAUUGCAAGUCCAUCAUUGAGCGAUCGAAACCUCGGGGCUGUUAUCCCAACACCAAUCGCUUGAUCGAGAGAAUGAACAUCUAUGAAGACAUCAUUAAAAGACUUGAGGAGUCUAAGCUUUUGAAUCAGAAUCAGUUCAAAUCUUUACCGACACUUGAGAAAGACGUUGGUCGAGGGCUAGACCUUCUAUUCAAAAAACGAACUCUGGAGCAAAAUGAUCUCGCUUUGAAGGCCAAUCUCAACAAUAAGGCAAUCCUCGUAUUCACGAUCAUUGAAGCUAUGGAAACGUACCUAGCCGCCUACGCCGACCCGUACCAAUACUCAGCCCGGUUGUAG